GCCAGGCUUGCUGCUGCAAUUUGUGCUGCUAACAUCGCAUGUAUUUGGAGGAAAUGGCUCUUGAAGUUAAAUGAGGCUGGAUAAAACACAUAAAUGAAGCAGAAGCUGCUCUGCAUGUGUUAGGGCUAUAUCACCGCAAGCACUGCUGAUCAGCCAGACUUGGUAACUUGUCAUAAUGAAGAAAAUUAGUCUCAAAACAAUUCGCAAGUCCUUUAACUUAAAUAAAAGUAAAGAUGAAAGCGACUUUGUAGUGGUUCAGCAGCCAUCGUUAAGUGAAUUUGGGAAAGAUGACUCCUUGUUUGGCAGCUGCUAUGGUAAAGAUUUGGCUAGCUGUGAAGUCAAUAGUGAAGAUGAAAAAGGAGGCAAAAAUAGAUCAAAAAGUGAAAGCUUAAUGGGUACGUUAAAAAGGAGGCUUUCAGCAAAACAAAAACAGAAAGGCAAAGGCAGCACACCAUCUGUAAGCUCUGCAGAUGAUGACACCUUUUCUUCCUCAUCUGCUCCAAUAACCUUCAAAGAUGUGCGAGCUCAAAGACCUCUGAGAUCCACGUCCCUCCGUAAUCACCAUUACAGUCCAACUCCGUGGCCCCUUCGACCUACAAAUUCAGAAGAGACUUGCAUCAAAAUGGAAGUGAAAGUCAAGGCCUUGGUCCAUUCCUCUAAUCCAAGCCCAGCACUGAAUGGUGUUCGAAAGGACUUCCAUGACUUGCAGUCAGACAGCGUGUUCCAGGAACAAAACAAUGCAUUAAAAAAUACGGAAUCUCAGAACGGGGACUUGCAUCUUCAUAUUGAUGAACAUGUGCCUGUAGUUAUUGGAUUAAUGCCUCAGGACUACAUUCAGUAUACUGUGCCUUUAGAUGAGGGAAUGUAUCCUUUGGAAGGAUCACGUAGUUACUGUCUGGAUAGUUCCUCACCCAUGGAAGUUUCAACUGUUUCUUCUCAAGGUGGGGGAAAUGCUUUCCAUGAAGAAGAGAGCCAGGUGGAUCAGGAUGUAGUCGUUGCACCGGAUAUCUUUGUGGACCAGACGGUGAAUGGUUUGUUGAUUGGUACCACAGGAGUCAUGUUGCAAAGCCCAAGAGUUAAUCACAGUGAUGUCCCUCCACUCUCACCUUUGCUACCUCCAAUGCAGAAUAAUCAAAUCCAAAGGAACUUCAAUGGAUUGAAUGGCACAGAUGCCCAUGUGGCUGAAAGUAUGCGCUGCCAUUUGAAUUUUGAUCCUAACACUGCCCCUGGAGUUGGAAGAGUUUAUGAUUCUGUACAGAACAGUGGUCCUAUGGUUGUGACAAGUCUCACAGAAGAACUGAAAAAACUUGCAAAACAAGGAUGGUACUGGGGCCCCAUUACACGUUGGGAGGCAGAGGGAAAAUUAGCUAAUGUGCCUGAUGGCUCGUUUCUCGUUCGAGAUAGUUCUGAUGACCGUUAUCUUUUAAGUUUGAGUUUUCGUUCCCAUGGAAAAACUCUUCACACUAGAAUUGAACACUCAAAUGGUAGGUUUAGCUUUUAUGAACAACCAGAUGUGGAGGGACAUACAUCUAUAGUUGACUUAAUUGAACAUUCAAUCAGGGACUCUGAAAAUGGAGCUUUCUGCUAUUCAAGAUCCCGACUGCCUGGAUCUGCAACUUACCCAGUGAGACUGACAAAUCCAGUAUCUCGGUUUAUGCAGGUGCGUUCUUUACAAUACCUGUGUCGUUUUGUAAUACGUCAGUACACCAGAAUAGACCUGAUUCAGAAACUGCCUUUGCCAAACAAAAUGAAGGAUUAUUUACAGGAAAAGCACUACUGAAAGCUUAUGGGAAUCUUGCAUCUUGCACUUUGGGAACGACAACAACAAAAAGAGAUUGAAUUACAGUUUACAGACUUUCAUUAUUAUCAAAAUCUUUUGCUGCCAUAAAAAUAUUUCAUUUUUGUGUGUAAAAGAAAAGUAAUGCAUUUGGAUUUAUGUUUAUUUUGGGGGUUUUGUGUAUUUUGGGGGGCUUUUUUUUUUUUUGAAAGAAUGAUCUUAUUUUUAGA
This is a messenger RNA of Gymnogyps californianus (California condor), 2007 nucleotides long. RefSeq names its product suppressor of cytokine signaling 6 (gene SOCS6). Gene Ontology annotation, molecular function: 1-phosphatidylinositol-3-kinase regulator activity. Gene Ontology annotation, biological process: intracellular signal transduction; phosphatidylinositol phosphate biosynthetic process; protein ubiquitination. Lineage: Eukaryota; Metazoa; Chordata; Aves; Accipitriformes; Cathartidae. Gene Ontology annotation, cellular component: phosphatidylinositol 3-kinase complex. Bases 176 to 1780 code for a protein of 534 amino acids. The record is from RefSeq and is a predicted model, not a curated record. The transcript has 2 exons.